This is a messenger RNA of Penaeus chinensis, 11360 nucleotides long. Its product is annotated as extracellular matrix organizing protein FRAS1-like. Lineage: Eukaryota; Metazoa; Arthropoda; Malacostraca; Decapoda; Penaeidae. Bases 177 to 8942 code for a protein of 2921 amino acids. The transcript is spliced from 29 exons. Gene Ontology annotation, biological process: homophilic cell-cell adhesion; cell communication. The record is from RefSeq and is a predicted model, not a curated record. Gene Ontology annotation, molecular function: calcium ion binding. Gene Ontology annotation, cellular component: membrane.
GGCUGCACAGCUUGCAACAGCAGUUCUGAGUGCCAGGCCUGCCACUCCCCAUACCUGCUGCAAGAUGGGCAGUGUUCAACAUCAUGCAAAUCUGGAAGCUUUGCCAAUGUGUUCAAUAAUAACUGCUACAAAUGUGGUGAACACUGCACGAGUUGCUCCUUGUACGAGUGCCACGAAUGCGUCCCGCCAAACCUGCUGCAGGAUGGCCAGUGCGUGGACAAGUGCAGCAAGGAUUACUUCCAAGCAAAGACGAUGGCAUCUGUUACUUCAAUAUGAAAGCACCCUCUCUGAGGAUCUUAGCUCCCUUGGUUGCUGAACACAACAGACCUCAGAUAAUCAAUGGCUCUAUCAUAUAUGUCCAAGAUGCUGACACACCCAACGACCGCCUGAAGAUCAUUUUAGUGGAACCACCCUCUAAUGGAGUCAUUUUCAAGGUCGGGGGUGGAAAGAAGACGGUCAUGAAGAAGGGGCAUCGAUUUGCAGUAGAAGACAUGCAUGAAAACAGAAUUUUGUAUAAGCAUGAAUCUAACCGUCCUCUGUAUGGGGAAAUGCGUCUACGUGUGACAGAUGGACAUUUUCGUUCAAGCGCUGAAAUGGUAUCUGUAAAUGUGAUCUCAAAAAAUCAGCCAGAGAUAGCGACCAAUGAACCUCUGAUUGCGGUCCGUGGUGGCAGCCAGGCCAUCACCAACAAAAUACUGGACAUCCGAGACCAAGACAAUAGUGAGAGUGUUACAGUGACAGUUGUUGAUGGCCCAAGACAUGGCCAUCUCUCAGUCAGAGGAGAAGAGUUGGUUUUGUUCACUCUUCAAGAAUUAGCAGAAGGUGUGGUUAUGUACACUCAUGAUGGCUCUAAUGUCACUACUGACAUGGUGCUUCUGCAGGCAUCAGAUGAACACACAGUGGUAAACUUUCUCUUCCAAGUGUACAUUGUGAAUCACGAGAAAAGCAUCCCUGUGUUGGUUAAGAAUCGAGGUGCUAAGGUUAAAGAAGGGCACCGUGUCCAGAUCUCCCCUCAGUUACUCCAAGCUGCAGAUAUUGACUCAGAUGAUGGCAACUUGGUCUAUGCCCUUCUUCCCAUGCUGCAAAACCCAGGUCAUGGCAAGUUGAUUUUGAUGAUCCCAUUGCCACCUGCCCCAGAUGGCUUCUACAAUGAUGGAUGGACACAAAUGGAUGAGUCACACCUUAUUCGACCAACUACCAGCUUUACCCAGCGUGAUGUGAAUGAGGGCCGAGUGUGGUAUAUUCACAUGGACAAGCAGGGGCAAAACAGUCUCAUCUCAGACCAGUUACUGUUCUCUGUGGCUGACAGCUCUCACCCGCCCAACAUCCUCUCUGAUCAGGCCUUUGUCAUCCAGGUUGAACCAUCCAAUGAACCCUCUGAAAUGUCUCCAACACCAGGUGUUCAGCUUGAUAUUACGGUCCAGGAAGGGCAAGCUGUCAGCAUCACCCCACAGUACCUGUCUUUCUCAGGUGGAAAGUCUCCAGAACACCUGACAUAUACCAUCACACAACCCUUAGGUCCAUAUGAUGGCUCACUCUUCAACAUCGAUUCACCAGGUCUUGAGUUAAGGCAAUUCACACAAGCUGACAUCAAUGAUAUGAAGAUAAUCUAUAUGCCCCCUCUUAGUGACAUUGGUGAUGAGGAUAAAUUCUUCAGCUUCAAAUUUGUGGUGAGUGACCAGAUGACAGGAGAGCCAAGUGGUUUGCCGGAACAGAAGUUCACCAUCCAUGUGGUCCCCUUCCAGGGCUCUCAGUUGGCCUUCACUCAUGAGAACCCAGAACUUACCAUUCAAAGUCGUGAUUCAGUGUUGCUUGAACCACAGUUCUUCGAGCUGAAAAACUUGGAUCAGAGUGAGGAGAUUGUGUUCAUCUUGCUAGAGGCCCCUCAGCACGGUACCAUCACUCAGGAGAUUGGUGGAGAAUCCUUCAUGUUUACAGAACAGGACAGUUUCAGCAGAGAUGAAGUACUGAAUUCCCGCAUAAUGUACACGCACGAUGGAUCCGAGUCAAGUUACGACUUCAUAGUGAUACUUGCCCUUGGCCAUUCCUCUGAAGCCAGCUCUAGGAUCUCUAUCACAAUCAGGCAUGAGGAUGACGGUCAGCCAACGAAGAGUGAAAACGCCUCCUUCUCCAUGACCCUGAGGGAAGGGGAAUCCAGAGUGCUUAGUAGGUUGCAACUUUACUUCACUGACGUUCACUCUCCUGAUGAGGACCUUGUAUAUACCCUUACGAGCCAGCCUCUGUACGGAUCUCUCACCAUCCUGCAGCCAACUGGAUUAUCUCAAACUCUCAACCAAACACACAAGUUCACACAAGCUGAUAUACUAUACGGUCUCAUCAACUACACUUCAAAUGUUGAAAUCGGGAUAUCGGAAGUCAUGGAGAGCUUGGUGUUUAACGUAACUGACCCCAAUAAUAAUGUGCUGAGUAACCAGGUGUUAAAAGUGAGGAUCCAGCCAGUGGACAACCAGGAGCCCAGAGUGACUGUGGGACCGGCAGUGGAGGUGAUGGAAGGGGGGAGUGUUGUGCUUCCCCCAUCCUCUGUCAUGGCUACAGAUGCCGACACUCCUCCCACGGAACUUAGGAUCAUUAUUGAUGCUCCUCCAAUAUUUGGAUACAUUACUAAUACACUUGCAGUCCCUUCCCUAGAGCCAAGAAGCAGUCCAGGAAAUAGCUCACCCAUGCUGGAAUUUGCCGUGGGUGAUGUCAUUGCUGGACGAGUGGCUUACGUGCAGUCCCAGCACCGUCAUCAGGAACCCACACAAGACACUUUACUGUUCCAUGUGACCGAUGGCAUCAACUCUUCUCCUACCAUGAAAAUGAAUAUCACAAUACAGCCUGUAAAUGACGAGUCACCGGUGAUUUUGGGAGAGCAGGUCAUACUGGAACAAGGCCAGACCGUCAUCAUCCGGAACCAGUCCCUCUUUAUAUCAGACACGGACACAGACCCAGAGGACCUCAUAAUCACUAUCCAGCAGUCACCUUCCCAUGGAUCUGUACACAAGAAGACAUCACCAUACGUGUCCAUUAAGAAGAGUGAACUGCUUAGUCGAGGCCAGAAAUUCACCUUCAGAAACCUGCUGGAUGAACUGGUAUUGUACAGUCAUGAUGGUUCCCGAGACCCAGAAGAUGUUAUGGAAAUCAUGGUAAGUGAUGGCAACCACGAAACAGGAGGCAUCAUCGAAUUCAUCAUUCUGCGGAAAACUGACGAAGCUCCACGACUGAGACUGAACCAUGGCCUCACACUGAAGGCUGGUGAGGUGUCUGUAAUUUCACCAUCUUCACUUAUGGCAGAGGACGAGGACUCUGACGUGGCCAAGAUAAAGUACGUCGUGACGAGACUUCCCACAUCAGGGAGUGUUGAACUGUUCGAACAGGAGGCAAACACUUGGAAGCCUCUCACUGUGGGCUCUGUUUUCAUGCAGGAAGAUAUCCUGAAUGGCAAUGUGAGGUUUUCCCACCAAAAAGACACUCAGGCAGGGACAGACACACUGCACUUCAACCUGCAAGACACAGAAGGCAACGUGAUGAUGGACCAGGCUCUCUCAAUCAUUGUGCUGGAAGACAAGUAUCCGCCUCACAUCACACUCAAUGUCGGUCUCUCACUCAUGGAGGAUGCUUCAGCUCCCAUAACUGCUGAUCUUCUGUCUGCCAUGGAUGCUGAGAUGGACCCAAUGGAGCUGACAUUUAUGCUGACAAGUGGUCCUAACCAUGGGCAGCUAGAGCUUGCAACAGCCCCUGGAAAAGCAGUGAACACUUGGACACAGGGAGCACUGGAGUUGGGAAUCCUGCGCUAUCAGCACCAGUCCGCAGAUGAGAGCCCGACAGAUCAAUUCACUUUCGUGGUUUCAGAUGGUUACAACAAUGCCAGCCAGUCUUUCCACAUCAACAUCAUUCCUGUGGAUGAUGAGCUUCCUCUUCUUGUGCUGAAUCACAUCAAGGUACAAGAAGGAACAAGAAAAACAAUAUCCCAAUUUGAGAUUGAAGCGUUGGAUGCCGAUACUAAAGAUGAUCUCAUUAUAUUUGAAGUCACAAGACAGCCUCGCCAUGGGAGAUUACAGAUCAAGAAAGGCAACAAACAUAUAGAUGCUAAGACAUUCAGCAUGAGGAACUUAUACAAUGGAGAUGUGUCCUACCUCCAUGAUGGCUCUGAUGCCUCUCGAGAUUCCUUCAAAAUCAAAGUCUCUGAUUCGACUAACAGCAUGUACAUGAAGGGGAGGGGAGAAGAGACCACGCAAGAACCCACCACAGUGCACAUUGAGAUCUCUUCUGUAGAUGAUGGAACUCCUAUCAUCACUGCAAACACAGGGCUGCAUUUUCUCCAACACGAAGAUGGCAAGGCUCAGAAUAUCAUAACAUCACAUGAGCUACACGUAGAGGAUGAGGAUACACCGCCCGAGAAUCUCAAGUUCACAGUUGUGGCUCCACCCAGUCAUGGUGUCCUCAGGCUCACUACUCAUGAACGCCCUGUCUUGUCGUUUACUCAAGCUGACAUCAUCUCUGGUCAUCUCUACUAUGAACUCACUACGUAUUCCCAGUCAGUAACAAGUGAUCACUUUACCUUUGAGGUAACCGACAGCAAGCCAAAUACUGUGACCGGAAAUGCUUUUCACAUUCAGUGGUCUUGGUUUGUUGUAGCCCAGAGGGAGUAUAAUGUAACAGAGUCUGAUGGAGAGGCAAAAAUACUAGUAAAGAGAACUGGAAAUCUAAAACAACCGUCAGUGGUCACCUGUACAACGCACACAGGGUCUGCCAGUGGUGGGAAGGGUAGGGCGAGAGGAGAGGACUUUACAGAAGUUGCAGAACCCAUAGAGUUCAGAGAAGGAGAGACAGAGAAGUACUGUACAAUACCAGUACAUGAUGAUGAGGAAUUUGAGGGGCCUGAAGUCUUCACUGUCAAACUCACAGAUCCAAAAUAUGCCUUGAUUGGGAAGCCUAAAAAAUCUGUGGUAACUAUCUUUGAUGAGGAAGACAAGCCAAAGGUAGAGUUUGAAACCAGUAAUUUUGCCGUAGACGAGACAGAAGGAUUUAUAUUUGCAAGAUUAAGACGCACAGGGGACCUCAAUGUUCCUGCAUCUGUUAUUUGCCUAACUAAGGAUGGAUCAGCUAAGGGAUCAGAACCUAAUCAGCUGACGAGUGGAACUGAUUUCAUUCACCGGAACCAUGACGAAUCUUCCAGAGUUGUAUUUCCUCCUGGUGUUAAGGUGUCAACUUGCAAUGUAAAGAUCAUUGAUGACCCUGAAUUUGAAGACAAUGAAGACUUCAUGAUAUAUCUAAAAGAUCCCUCAGAUGGGGUGAUUCUUGGGGAGACUCAUGAAGCAACAGUGAGAGUUAAGGGAUCCAAUGAUGACUGCAAAAUAAAGCUGACACAGACACACUACAAUGUCUCUGAGGGUGAAUCUGUAGUGUCGGUGACUUUAGAUAGGACAGGCAUUGACCUCAACUACUCCUCCAGUGUUUGGUGUGCAACCAAGUCCUUCCAGCCCGAGGAGGCCCAGCCCUCUCUGGAUUACGUUCCACACUCGGAACAAGUCAUCUUUCCUAGUGGAGUUCAGACUGCUGUUUGCAAUAUCAACAUUAUUGAUGAUAGAGUAAAUCCAAGACUUGAAGGACCUGAAAGAUUUGUGGUGUUUAUCAGCACAGCACAAAAUGCAUCUAUAGACUCCUCUGCUGCAGAAGCAGUUGUGACAAUACAGGAUGAGGAAGAUGCACCUUCCAUGCAGUUUACCCUCCCUGAAAUUAAAGUGAGAGAGAACCAGACUGUUGUGAAAAUACCCAUUCAACGUACAGGUGACUUAAGCAGAGUAUCAACUGUCCACUGCUUCACACGACAGCGCUCAGCAAAGGCAGGCAUUGACUUUAUAGAGAGACCAAACACAAAAGAUUCAAUGGUCACUUUUCCUAGAGGAGUCUCAAAAGUUGAAUGUGAAGUGGGCAUCCUGGAUGACUUAGUGUUUGAGAAAGAAGAGGAAUUCAUUGUGAAGUUAUCUCACCCCGAGUCCCCCUCACACCUACAGCCAACGAUGGGAGAAAAUAGAAUCACACGUGUCUCCAUUCUAGACUGGGAGGACAGGCCAAGGGUAUCCUUCCAGAGAAAUGAUUACACAGUGGCCGAGCCCUUGGCUGGGGAACUAACUUCAAAGUUUAAUGUUCCCAUCAUCCGGCUGGGAGAUGUUUCUCAGGUGACUCGAGUGAUGGUGUCUACUAGAGAUGGGUCAGCUGCUUCAGGCACAGACUAUCAUCCACUUCAUGCAGAGGUUGAAUUUCCUCCAGGCAACACCUCCAUUGACAUGGAGUUGACCAUUGUGCACAAUCCCUCACGUCAGUGGCAUGAGACCUUCAGCCUGGUGUUAGGACCUGAGGAACCGGUCAAUGCAGAGCUGGGAACUAUCACAACAGCUGCAGUGACCAUUCUCGACCACAAGUCUUCGGGUAGUUCUGUCCUGCCAGCACCACCGGUAGUGACAUCACUUUUGCACUACGACAACAUUGAGGAGCACCUUGGAGAGCCUGCAAGUCCUGGGUACCCACUGGUGUGUGUUACACCCUGUGAUCCCAAGUACCCAGAGAGUGCAAAGACAGCAGAAAUGUGUGCUCAGGCUGGACUGAAUGCCUCCCAGAUGCAGUAUUCAUGGGAAGUGGCUAUUCCUGCAGAUGGUGAUGGACUGCUUAUGCCAUUCCACUCACUCACAGAUGACACUCUGUUUGCCAGUCCAAACACCAAAGUCCUGGAUUCCAUGUUCUUUGCUAGGCACUUCCGUGUCCGUUGUGUAGCUCAACCUGUGCGUAGUGAUGGCGUGUUUGGCAUUCCCCUCCGGAGUAAACCAAUCUCUAUUGGAAUCCACAAUGGCAUAUGCCAAACACCACUAGUUCCUGGCCAGCCUGGAGGUUUCCAAAGCCAGUCCUUCAUAGCUACACUGUCAUACAUAAAUUCCACAGAUGAAAAGCAUCCAAAUACUGUCAAGAUCCAUGUUGAAAUACCUCACCAGGAUGGCAUGGUGCCCGUCGUCUCAACUCUCCCCGUCCACAACCUCCGCUACUUGCUGACAGAGCAGCUGUACCGUGUCCAUCACACCUGUUCUAACAUGGACCUCACAGCUGGAUUCUUGGCUGAGGCCCCAGAUCAGCAGCCCAUCAACCCCAGACCUUAUCAGAGUGACUUCAGGCUAAGAGAGAAAAAGUCAUUGGAGUUGUAUCAACACCUGGAUCUGAAGACUUGCAUGUGGACUUUCUCUGCUUGGUUCUCUAUGUCACAGCUGGUAGACCAGUGUGGUGGUCAGGUGGUCUCAGAUUUUCAGGUUGGAUCUGGUGGACAGAGUUUCUUAACGGUUCGUGUUCCUCUGUAUAUAUCCUACGUGUAUGCAGCAUCACCCCCUGGAUGGGCUUCUCUGGACCAUCGCACUGAACUCUCGGUAUCUUUCUACUAUAAUACUCUCCUCUGGCAUCAAGGUCUUCACACCCAACCAAUACUGACAGCUAAGAUACAGGUGACGAGGAUAUCCAUAGAUGAAUCUGGGCGGCUUGUGAUAGACCUGAAGACAGUAGCAAAGUUCCGAGGACAGUUCGUGCUGCAGCAUCCCAAUCUGGAAGACCACACCUCAAGGCUAGUGGCACCAGAGGACCUUGAGAUACAGUUCUCGCUGGAGUUGGUGUGGACGGCUUCCACUUGGGAUGGGCCAGAGCAGGUAUGGCGAGCCACCAGCGAAUAUAACUUGAAGGAUUACACGGGCAAGUACAAGCUGGAGCUCAUACCCUGCACGGUAACGCCCACGCAAGGCUACUCGGACAUGUCGCCACCCGCCUGCACCCCACACCCCCCCACGACGUUCCCCCUCCCCAUCGCCAUACAGCAGACUCACCGUCCUGUGCCUCUUAUUUACACGCUCAAUACAGACUUCCAGCUGUUCAAUAGCGAAACCAUGUUCCUCAUGGACCCCAAGGAUGUGGAUAAUUUGCAGGAAGUGGAUUACAAAGGAAGCUAUGGUCCAGGACAAACGAUAUACGGCAGAGUUAUGUGGCACCCAAGCCAAGACCUGCACUCUGCUUACAAACUCUACAUCCAGCGAGUGUUCCUAUGUACUGGUGCAGAGGGAUAUGUGCCUACCUACGACCCCACUGGUGAGCUGUACCAAGAAGGACCACAGUACGGAUGCAUUCAACCCUCGAGCAAGCUGCGUCACAGGUUCCUUAUUCUUGACCGAGAGCAUCCUUAUGUAGAAGAUGGCAACCUCAGUAUUCCAAAGAUCGAGGCCAACUUUGCCGAGGACCUUCCUGAAUAUGAGACUUUGCAUCAGUUUUCCGGUGUCGAUGGUUUCUUGCUAAAGACAGAUGCUCUGUAUGAGGUUAAUUCAGGUUAUCAGUGGUAUCUUCAGGUUCUGUAUACCAUUGGCCCGAGCAGUAGUCGCAGCCGAAGAGAUGCCCCAUUGCACACAGUCCUGUCUCAAUUCCAAUCAAAAGAGGACGACCUAGGACGAACACUCGUCAAAAGGACUCUCAUGGACCCGUCAGAAGAUUAUGUGGAAGAUGAAGUUGAAGAACUGCCAACGCCUGCUUUUCUCAGGUCCCUCCAUACACGUAAUGGAACAAAUAUGCGAGGUUUCCAGUUGGACACGGGUUCAAAAAUGGACGACAGUUCCAUUUUCCUCAAUGUGUUGUAUGUCAUUGUUGUUCUAGUUGUCCUUCUCGGCAUAAUUAUCGCUGGGCUGCUCCUGGUGAAGAGACAUUUCAGAAAGUCGGAAAAGGACAAAGUGAUUGUUGUGCGCAGCCUAAAGAACGAGAGAGAGCAGUUUAGAAGGAAGGGAGAAGGAAAGGUUCAAGAGAGACCAAAGACACUUCCACCUCACAUGACCCUGAACAGUGAGAGCAACUUACAGACAGUCAAGGUCAAAACAUUAGCAAUAACAGUAAGAAAUAAUUUGGAAGAUGAAGGAACUGAAGUGUAAAGGGGAAAUAGCAUCUUUAAGGUAAAAAAAAAAUAAUCAAAAGUUCCUCACAGGAUCAUGUCUGACAUGCUGCAAACAGUGUUAAGACUUUACAAAUACUGAGAUAGAGACUUUCGUAGUGACCAGACACUGAACAGUUGUGACAUGAAAACCUGAAGGAAAUGUUUAAAAACAGUGAGACUAAAAGGGAGCUUGAAUCUCCAUAAAUCACAGUUUCACUAGAAAGAAAAAGAAAUAAUUUUUUUACUGUAAAUAUAAAUGGUUUCAAAAUAAAGUAUCCAGAACCCACUGCAAGCUAUUGCUACUUUCGUGAAAUACUGAGAAAAGUUACAAUUAAGAUGUGACAUUAGAUUUUUGUGCUACAUUAUGAAGUUAACAAUUCACCAUAAAGCUUAUGUAAUUCAUUGAGGCUCUCUUUUCUUUUUUUGUCACUUUUUUUAUCAUCUUUCACUUUCUUGAUUUCUUUCUUAAAUCUACUCUGGUGCCCUCUAUACUUUUUUUUUACUAAGUACCAAUGCAUACUUUUGCUGUGGACAAGUUAGCAUUUAAAUGAGUUUGGCAUCACCCUAGUCUUAUGUGCAAAUGUUCCAGGCUUGUUAGUUACCAAUAACUUGCUUUAUUGUAUGGCUACAUUGUCAAUAGUAAGCCUCAAACCACUUAUUAUCAUAAUGAAGAAUUUUGCCUUGUACCAAAUUAAAAACUGUACUGUCAGUCAAGGCACACUAUAUUAUACUAUAGUGUCCACACAUUCCCAGUGAGUGCAUUAACAGUUAUUCAAGGAUUUCAGCAAACAGCAGCCUGAACUUCAUCUGAUCUCACGUGAUAUGUUUGCAGGUGAUGUAAAUCCAUAAACUGCAUUUCUCUUUUUACCUUAUGAAGUUCAGCACAAAUUAAUCAACACUUAUGUGUAAUUUCCACUACUAGUCGGUAUCUCCCUUAAGGUCUGAGCUGUGUUGUAGUUUGUGGGCCUCUAUUUUAUAUGAUAUGAAUCUAUUAGUGCCAUACAGUUGUGUUCCUAUGCCAUUAGCCUGUCCAGUUUACUUGACUGCAUUUACUUGAAAAUAAGGUUUGAAAAAAUAAAGGAAAAUACAAACAACAAUAAAGAGGGUGAAAGCAGAGAAGAGUAAUAUAUAGAGAAAAGAAAGGUCUUCAUAGAACUUAUUUCUUUCUUCUUUACAAAAGAGUCGUUGUAAUUUUGUGUUUCAUAUGUUACUAGUAGAAAACUGAAGACAAAGCUCCAUGUGUUUUUUUUUAUGAUCAAAUGAAGUUCAACUUUAAGUAUUUUAAUAGGUUUACAGAUAUCAAAAUGCAUUUAUUUCCAUCACAUGAAAAACAUUUGGUUUAGUUCCUUGUGCUUUUGUAAUACAUUUCUGUGAAAGUGUAUCAAUGAAAUCAAAUUGCUAUUCAUCAAAUUUGUGAGAUGUCAUAAUAAUAAUAUGUACAAGGACAUAAUGCAGAUAGCAAGUUCCCUUUAUAAUCACAUUGAGUUGAGUGUUUAUAACACUGGAAUGAGGUUGUGAGAUAAUAAACAGCAUUUAAUGCUUUUACAGAUUUCCUUCUAUACCCAUGUUGAGUAUGGAAUAAGAUCAUAAUUUUCUUAUGCUUUGCAAAAUGAUACUCACAUCUGUGAAACUAUGAACAACUUCAUGUGAAAAAAACAAGCUUACACCUAAUCUACCUUAUAUUCAAGUAAAUACAGUGCACAUCUAUUUUUUAUGUUUAUUUACUACAUCCAUAAAUCAUGUUAGGGAUAAUGGCCCAUUUGUUGUAGUCUCAAACACAUUUACUGUUUAACCCUGCAGAAGUAUAGUCAUGCAAUGCAGGCAUAUUGAAUUUACUGAACAAUGCUUGCAGGUGCUAUAUCUAGUUCAUUUACCAUUGGAUAUUAAGAGUAAUCAACACAAUUAAUGUCUAGGCACAAAGUUUAUGCUGCUGGUUCUGUGUACAAGUUUCUGCAUUUAAGAGAACCAUCACCAUUCUGAGCCAGUCUGAACCUGGUUGUCUUAUAAGAGGACACUUUACCACUUAAUCAUUCUCUCAGGUGUAAGAAGACACUGCCAUUGUAAUAACUGAUAUUUGAAUGUUUAUUUAUUUAAUAAAGAAUGAAUAUUAGUUUUGUUUGUCCUACAUUAUGUCUGUAUAUGAAAAAAAAUAAACUAUAGGACAACUACACACUUUCUUAAAUUUGAAGAUAAUACUUGUGACUGAUUGUAGCAUGAGUCUGUAUUCCAAGAGAGAGAAAAAAAAGUUCGUAAGAUUGUAAAUAUAUUCCCAAUGUUCAUAUUUUUUCACAUAAACCUGAGUAAAUGCCUAUGGAAGUAAUAUCUGUGCAAUAUUUUAGACAGACGGACAGACAGAUAACCUUUGGCUUCCAAACCCAAAAAACAUAAAAAAAAACAAUAAAUUCUUUUUGAAUAA